This is a messenger RNA of Akanthomyces muscarius, 969 nucleotides long. RefSeq lists its product as uncharacterized. Gene Ontology annotation, cellular component: fungal-type cell wall. NCBI's taxonomy places the organism in Eukaryota, Fungi, Ascomycota, Sordariomycetes, Hypocreales, Cordycipitaceae. The transcript has a single exon. Gene Ontology annotation, biological process: fungal-type cell wall polysaccharide metabolic process. The coding region runs from base 1 to 969 and encodes 322 amino acids. The record is from RefSeq and is a predicted model, not a curated record.
AUGCCAGCCAUGUCACUGCUCGCCCUGAGCCUCUUUGUGCUGGCCAGCGUGGCCGAAGCCGACGACGGCGCCGGCAAGCGCGGUCUCGUCUUUACGCCCAACUCAGAGUACCCCCAAGACAACAAGCUCUGGAGCCCGCCGGGCAACGACCUCACAUGGUACUACAACUACGGCAGCAUGCCGUCGCCCGCCUACGCCGGCGUCUCGCAGGACCAGUUUGAGUUUGUGCCCAUGAUGUGGGGGGUCGGCGCUGACCCGACGGACGCGACGUGGCUGAGCCAGGUCAAGGGCGUCAUCAGCGAGGGCCGCAACAUCACCCACGCGCUGGCCUUUAACGAGCCCGACGCGCCCAACUCGUGGGGUGGCAGCAACGUCGACCCGCACUCGGCCGCGCAGGCCUGGGUAGCCAACUUUGAGCCGCUCGCCCAGAUGAACGUCAAGCUCGGCCUGCCCGCCGUCACCGGCGCGCCGUCGGGCCUCGACUGGAUCAAGCAGUUCCUCGGCAACUGCUCCGCGCUCGUCAGCAAGGGCAGCGGCGAGACCAAGAACUGCACGUUUGACGUGAUCCCGCUGCACUGGUACGACAACUUUGCCGGCCUGGCCUCGCAUAUUGGCGAGCGCAGGACCCUGUGGCCCGACGCCGAGAUCUGGAUCACCGAGUACGCCUACGCGCACCAGGACCUCUCGCCCACCCAGCAGUUCUUCAACCAGACCGUCGACUACUUUGACAAGGAAAAGUACAUUGGCCGCUACUCGUACUUUGGCGCCUUUCGCUCCAAGAACUCGAGCGUGGGCGCCAACGCCCCGUUCCUCAACAACGCAGGCAAGCUGACGGACAUUGGCGCCUGGUACCUGGGCAAGAGCGCGACGGGCGUGAGCCCCCAGAGCAAGGCGUUCAGCGUUGUGCCGUCGGGGCUCGUCGCAAGUGGCGUUGCGGCGGUGGCUGGCGUUUUGAUCGCUUGGGCGUAG